CAACGUGAACCUUUAUGUGCAGCCGCCUGGGGAGGCUGCUGCUUACAAUGCUUAGAAACAGAAACUCGACGCUCACGCAGACGAUUUAAAGCAUAAACCCACUGUAAAUGGGCUUAUCAUUACACCAGACAUUUCUUUCACGAAUUCCGUUCACAUCUCCAGUCUGUUUUUUGAUGGAUAAUAUCGUCCACGUCUCACCGAGAAACCUUACGACGCCCCGUCAGCAGCGGUAGCCGUAGCUUGAUCGCUGACGCUGGAGAACAGCGUGAUCUGACUCUGCAAUGGCAGUCUUUAGUCACCAGGUGCUCCUGGCAGUCACCAGAUCAAGAGGAUCGUAUUUGUUGUCCAAGAGGCACAGCUGCUGCUCUCUGUCCUCCAGAUCGUAUCUGCGCGUAGACGCUCCCCGCCACGCCUCGUCUUCGUUUCCUCCCAGACACUCCCGCUAUGGCCACCAUCACUGCGCCCGCGCCCACUCCCUCAGCCGUGGCGACGGCUCGGUCCUGCUCGCCCGGGCUCUGCACAGCUCCGCCGUUUGGCUUCAAGAUGUGAAGCAGGACGACACCAAAACGUCUCCAGCAGCUCCUCAGGACGGGGAGAAAAAAGACUCCGCUGCUGCUGCUGCCGCCAUGGUAACGGACUCUCAGCCACCGUCAGCUCCAACGCCCGCUGCAGCAGCAGCGGCCGUUCCUCCAGCCCAGGAGAGGGCGAUGGUGAAAAAGUCUCUGUAUCAGAGGAUUGUUGACGAGUUGAAGCAUUACUACAAUGGCUUCAGGUUACUGGGAAUCGACACGAAGAUCGCUGGGCGGACGGUGUGGAGUCUGCUGCACGGACAGGUGCUGACGCGCAGGGAGAGGCGGAGGCUGAUGAGGACCUGCGCCGACCUCUUCCGCCUCGUUCCCUUCAUGGUGUUCAUCAUCGUUCCCUUUAUGGAGUUCCUGCUUCCCGUCUUCCUCAAGCUGUUUCCAGAAAUGCUGCCAUCGACGUUUGAGACGGAGUCUAAAAAGGAGGAGAAGCAGAAGAAGGGUUUGGCUGCGAAGCUGGAGCUGGCCAAGUUCCUCCAGGAAACCAUCGCUGAAAUGGCCCGAAGGAACAAAGCCAAAGCCCAGAUUGAGGAGGAGACCCAGAGAUUCUCCAAAUACGUUCAGCAGGUUCGGGGAACGGGCGAGCAGCCGUCCACGAAGGAGAUCGUCCGCUUCUCAAAGCUGUUUGAAGACGAGCUGACCCUGGAGCACCUGGAGCGCCCCCAGCUGGUGGCUCUGUGCAAACUGCUGGAGCUGCAGCCCAUCGGCACCAACAACCUGCUGCGCUUCCAGCUGAUGAUGAAACUGAGAGCCAUCAAGUCGGACGACGAGAUGAUCUCGGCGGAGGGCGUGGCGGCCAUGAGCGUGUCGGAGCUGCAGGCGGCGUGUCGCAGUCGUGGGAUGCGUUCUCUGGGUCUGACCAGCGAUCAGCUCCGCCAGCAGCUGCAGCAGUGGCUCGACCUCCACCUGAACGAGAACGUUCCUCCGUCGCUGCUGCUGCUCUCCAGAGCCAUGUACCUGACCGACCUCAAGCCAAAGCCGCCCGUCAUCCCGCCGGUUCCCAAGCUAGAGAAGGCUUCUCCUUCUCCUGCAGAAAACCCAGCAGCAAACCCGACCGCCACCGGGUCGGAGCGACUGGCAGACCCGGCCGUCAUCAUCAAAGACAGACCGGUGGAGGAGCUGCGGGACAAAGCCCCCGUGGUUCUGGACAAACCGUUAACUCCUGCUGAGGUUCUUCAGGCUAAAGCGGCGACCGAAGUGUCCCAGAAGAGCAAGAUGAGCGCCAACGGCGUGUGAAGAGGAGCGGCUGUGAUGAAGCUGGAGGACCUGGCGUUCAUUCUGGACCCUGAUCCGGGACAGUCUAGACCCUGAUCCGGGACAGUCUGGACCCUGCUUGUUGCUUCACUGCCAUGUUUGCCAUGCUGACCCCUGCUAACUCUGUCAUUGGCCUCAUAUCUGGGCGAGGCGUUCAGAUCCGUUCAGACUCGUCUCCGUCGUUUUUUAGCUCUGAAAUCCCGUUUGCGUUCCCCUUCCUCCUCUGUGUGUAAAUUUGUAAAUAUUAUAUAUAUUUUCCUCUUGCGCCACAGAAGCAGCAGCUCUGUACAGUUUGCUAUGCAAAGGCCAGAGCACUUUGUCUCCUAUCAGGUCGGUUUUAUUUUGCUGAUUUUAAAAAAUCCCCAGAGAAACUUUGCUGAACCCACUUCAGUUUUCUGUUCUUAUCGUCCAAAAUGAAGAUUAUAUUCAGCAGAAAUGUAUUAAAUUGCACCCAGAAUGUCAGGAAUCAAAUGUUUCUGUAUUGGGGGGGAAAUGUAGUUUCUAUGUCAAUCAGCAAAUGAAGACUUGGAGUUUCACUCCGGAAUAUUUGACUGUUUGGUUUCAAUCUUCACUAGUAAACCACUGAAAGGACAAUCUGUACAAACACGUACAGAUAAAUAUAUAAAUAUAUUUUUUGCAUAUUUGUUGUAUGUUUUGUGUUUUGAACACUAGAAUGACGACCUGUCCUAAACAUAUAAAGAGAAAAUUCUUGAUGUUCAUAUAUUUGUGCUGGAGGGAAUAGUUUUAUUAUGGCAGCAACAAGUAAAUUGUGUACAGAUGGAUUUUCCCUCCUUCAGUCAUUUUUUUAAAUUUUCGUUUUGACCCCAUCAUUGUUCUGCACAAAUCCUGAAAUUAAUGCAUAAUAAUCAUAAUUUCUGUUCUGUUUAUCCUAGAAAUUCAAACAGUUUUGUGCCGAAGGCUUAAAGUCAUUUGGCCGCAGGUCGACUGUAGGGCUUAUAAAUACAAUCUGAUGUUUUUUUCUUUAUACCACUUCUAAUUGUAAUCUUGUUUUGUUUUUGUUUUUUCUUUUUAUGUAGAAGAAAUUGCAGAAAAUAUUUUCAAAAAGUGUCUUUUACUUCAAUCACCCAUUCUGAGUUGCACACAGACGCUUUAAGCUCCGGCUACAAGAAUAUUUAAUUAUGAGAAUAAAGUCAGAAUAAUAGCAAAAUAAAGAUGCAUUUUUACCAGAAAAACUCUUAAAAAUGUUUAAGAUCACCUCGAUCAUUAUCAUUAGUUGUUUGCACUGAUGAUAAUCUGAUGCUGAUGUGUUUAAAAGAUUGUAAAACUUAAAGUAAAACUUCACAAAAAGCUCAA
Messenger RNA from Xiphophorus hellerii (green swordtail), 3149 nucleotides. RefSeq names its product leucine zipper-EF-hand containing transmembrane protein 2 (gene letm2). The transcript is spliced from 12 exons. Gene Ontology annotation, molecular function: ribosome binding. Lineage: Eukaryota; Metazoa; Chordata; Actinopteri; Cyprinodontiformes; Poeciliidae. Gene Ontology annotation, biological process: intracellular monoatomic cation homeostasis. The coding region runs from base 282 to 1817 and encodes 511 amino acids. Gene Ontology annotation, cellular component: mitochondrial inner membrane. The record is from RefSeq and is a predicted model, not a curated record.